AAAACAGAAAAAAUAAAAAAUGCCGGUUGAUAUUAAAAAUGUGUUGGUGUGCGAUGCCGUCGACAGUGCCUGUGUCGAGCUAUUGCAAAAGAAUGGCAUUAAUGUUGCUUAUAAAUUGAAAUUGCCGGUUGAUGAACUGUGCAAAGAAGUCAAAAAUUACGAUGCUGCUAUUGUUAGGUCGGAUACAAAAAUCACCCAACAAGUUCUAGAAGCUGGGGCGGGAAGUUUAAAGGUUGUUGGUCGUGCUGGAGCCGGUGUGGAUAAUAUCGAUGUGCCAGCGGCAACCAAAAAUAAAGUUAUUGUUUUAAAGAGCAAUCUCGUCUCUGCCGAAUCCUUGGCUAAGUGCAAAAAAGGCGUCAAAGUAGUCAAUGUUGCCCGUGGCGGUAUUGUUGAUGAACAAGCUGUACUCGAUGCCUUGGAGUCGGGUCAGUGUGGCGGUGCCGCCUUCGAUGUUUACCCCGAAGAACCACCUAAAUCUGAAGUAACCAAGAAAUUGAUACAACAUCCCAAAGUAGUGGCUACGCCACAUUUGGGCGCCAGUACAGCUGAGGCUCAGGUUCGUGUGGCUGUCGAAGUUGCCGAGCAAUUUAUUGCAUUGACUGGCAAAUCACAAGUCUAUACCAGCUAUCCGGGUGUUAUCAAUCGUGAAGUAUUAGCUAAUUAUCAGUAAUCGUGGACAUCAUCAUUACGUACUUGU
Molecule: messenger RNA, 697 nt
Organism: Musca vetustissima
Lineage: Eukaryota; Metazoa; Arthropoda; Insecta; Diptera; Muscidae
Product: D-3-phosphoglycerate dehydrogenase-like
Exons: 6
Coding region: 20-670 (216 amino acids)
Molecular function (GO): NAD binding; phosphoglycerate dehydrogenase activity
Source: RefSeq, a predicted model, not a curated record